Molecule: messenger RNA, 1618 nt
Organism: Melopsittacus undulatus (budgerigar)
Lineage: Eukaryota; Metazoa; Chordata; Aves; Psittaciformes; Psittaculidae
Product: putative methyltransferase DDB_G0268948
Exons: 7
Coding region: 182-997 (271 amino acids)
Molecular function (GO): S-adenosylmethionine-dependent methyltransferase activity
Source: RefSeq, a predicted model, not a curated record
UGUGGGUCCUGCGCUGCCCCUGCUGCCCGCAGCGCAUCACCGGCGCAAGAACCGCGCAGGCUCCUGCGCGGCCGCAUCCCGGAGGGUGCUGGGCGCUGCCUUCCGGUCCUUGCCCCAGAGCGAGCCGGGAGCUGCUGCGGAUGGGGCCGGUAAGAGGAGGGUUGGGGUCGGUCACCCCAGCAUGGCCACCCAGAUGUUCGAGGCCAGGGGACACGCAGCCAUCUACCAGAAGUACAGGUUUGCACCGGGCAAAGAGCUGCAGAGAACCAUUCUCACCUACCUGCAGGAGAAGAGGAUAACUGCUGCUGAGCUGGUGCUGGAUGUUGGCUGUGGGUCUGGACAAGGCACCCGCUUCCUUGCAGAGCACUUCAAAAAGGUGGUGGGAAUGGACAUCAGCAAAGCACAGAUCCAGGAGGCCAAGGAGGGCCUCUCCAUGCCCAAUGUAUCCUACCUUGUGUGCCCUGCAGAGGAGCUGCCGUUCAAGGAUGCCUCUGUGGACCUCCUGACUUCAUUCACCGCUGCACAUUGGUUUGAUACUGAUGGGUUCAUGAGGGAGGUGCAGCGCGUGGUCAGACCGGGGGGAUGCGUGGCCAUCAGCACCUACACCCUGGACAUGAGGCUGCGCUAUGGGGAGUGCUCUGAAAACCUGACCCAGGGCUUCAGGGAGUUCUGGGACCUGCUUUUAAAACACUCCCAUCACAGGAUAAAACUUGUCUUGGAGGACUACAAGGAGAUCUUUGAGGCUUUGCCAUUCCCAGACAAGCAGAGAAUUACCGAUAUCUUUGAUACCAUCCCCAUGACUGUCGCUGGUGUGGUGGGUUACCUGGAGUCAUCUUCUCCAUAUCAAACCUUUAUGAAGAGUGACCCUGAAGCCGCGAAAUCCCUUCUCCAAGAGGCAGAAAAGAGGAUGCUGGAGGUGAUGGGAGUUUCUUCUCGUGAGACCCCAGUGGAGCUCUGGGUGAGGCACGUCUGUGUGCUGGGAUGCAAGGCACAGUGAGAGGAAGCCUGUCCCCUGAGCUGUGCUGCAAGGAAGGAAGGCAACAGUGGGUUAUCUCCUAAUAGCCCACUUGGUGCCACUCUUAUUCCUUGGGAAGAUUAAUCUGGGGGUUUAAGGUUUGGAUCUGUGGGAAGCAGACAAGGGCUUAUGGCAGCUCUUGGGCUCCUGUCCAGCUUGGUCCUGAAGUCUCCCAGGGCUGCAUGGGCAGGGUCCUGUUCCAGACUGGUGCUUGGGCUGCACGUGCGGAUGAGAAUCACAGGAACAGCUGAGAAACUUCUGCACUUGUGACAGAGCUGGAAUAAAACCAGCUGAGAACAAGCUGCUGUGGUUCCUCGUGUGUAAGAGGCUGCAGAGCACCUGCUGCCAUGGGAAUGACUGCACUCCAUGGUCACACUGCUUCCCUAGGCCCUGGCUGUACCAUGGGGCACAUGGGCUGUAGGUAGAAAGGGCUGUUUGCCCUUCCCAUGCCCAGGCUCAGCUGGGAGCUGUGUGCUGCCCCUUAAGGAUGUGCAGGAAAGGGGCUGUUCUCACCCCCUGUGUGCCCAUCCCUGGUGCUCUGGCUGGUGCGGGUGUAGCAGCAGCUCCUCUGCCCCGGGCUUGCCCAGCAUGGCUGCUCCAGCC